GCGACGCUGCGGAUCGACUCCAGUAUUUGUGCGCGAGCGCCUCGCCUCCAUUCAUCUGCGUAUGGCUGGAGUAAGACAUGCGCAGUGCGGAGGAAUAAAAAGAACGGAAUUCAAAGUUUCUGACGAAUCAACAAGAGAUGUUUGGGUUUCAUAAAUCCAAGAUUUAUCGCAGUCAUGAGGGCUGCUGUAUCUGCAAAACCAAGUCUUCCAGCUCCAGGUUUACAGAUAGCAGCAGAUACGAGGAAAACUUCAGACUCUGCUUUGGUUUAUCUGAGGAGAGAGUUGGAGAUAUCUGCAACGCCUGUGUUCUGCUGGUGAAAAGAUGGAAAAAGUUACCUCUUGGAUCCAAGAAGAACUGGAAUCAUGUUGUGGAUGCAAGAGCUGGGCCUGGAUUCAAGCUGACAAAACCCAAAAAAGUGAAAAAUAUUGAUGGGAAGAAGAAAAGCAAACUGAAGAAGCUGCAUAAAUUUAAACGACAAAAUUCUGAUGCCCACAGCACUACAUCCAGCAUGUCCCCCUCUCAGUCUCCCAGCCACAGUAACCAAUCUGAUGAGGGGUCAGACAUCGAGACCAAGCAGAGGCGUCCAACACCUGCUGGCUUCUCCUUCCUCGAUCUGUCCUACUGGAAAAGGCAGAAAGUGUGCUGUGGGAUCAUCUACAAAGGGCGAUUCGGCGAGGUCAUUAUCGAUCCUCGCCUUUUCAAGCCCUGCUGCAGCACCAAGGAGCGAGCAGCGCUGGCGCCCGCCUCGGCCUCUCCGACCUCGGAAACGCUGCCCUCCCCUCCUCUGCCGGAGGUCUUAAAGGAGACUCGGUGACCAAUUCUCUGCACCUGCUCCAGUGUCUCAUUGAGGCUCCCUACCUUUGUCUCCAGUGGCAGACUCGAAUAUGAUCAUUCCCAUGUUAGUUCACUGUGUAUGAAUGCUGUUUAAUAUUUUCCCUGCUUUUUUUAUGUUUGUUUCCUAAACUUUUGAGAAUUGUUUUUUUUUUUAUUUUAUUUUAUUUUUUUUUUUUUUUAAGAAAAUGAAAGGGAGCAAAAAAAAAAAAAAACAAGUAUGGGCAUUAUUAGUAAAUAUUCAUAGGAUCAAAAUCGGGUUAAAACGGCUUAAGGCACGUAAUACAGGUAUUUUUAUUUUAUUUUUUAUACUUAUGCUUUUUUCAGCACUGUAAAGUAUCUUCAAUGUUGAAUUCUUCUGUAGUGUUUUUUGUAAAUAUCUUUGUUUUCAAUACCAGUGCACCAAAAGCCUCCUCUCUGGCUCCUAGUUUCCUAUGUGUAAAUUUGAGUUAUUAUAAAUGUUCAUGAAAUGCCAUAUUCAUCGUUGUCAAACAGGACUGUGUAUUAAUGAAAUGAGAUGAAAUUAAAUGGUUCGAAUCUUUAAGCAAUUUUUCAAACCGUGCCUAUCAGAUCCGACCUGAUCUGAACGCGUCGGGUUCUACAGUGAACGGGUUCAUGAAUAUUCACAAUGUGAAUCAGCUCUUUUUUGUUCAUUACGUACACAUGCAUCGUUCGACUCCAUAAUACUGUUUUAAUAAGAGACGCCAAGGGGCUAAUGCACUUUUUAAGUGUUCGUUCUUGGAUAAAUGCUACAGUUCUGCAAUUUUUAAACUUUUAAAGCUUUUUAAACAUAAACCGUUCACCAAUAUUUAGCAAUUCUAUCAAGAAAUACAAAUACAUACUUUAAUAUUGCUGUUUUAAAAUUCUAUUUAUGAAAGUAUUCUAAAUAAGCAUGUUUUCAGUGUGUAAUCUCGGGUUAGAGUUGCUCAACAGUAAGAAUGCUGGUGUGCCUAUUACUACUGUAGGUUUCUUUGUUUUUAUUAUGGUUUAUUUGGUUGGUUUAAUUGUGGCCACCAGCAGUUGUUUCACUACAGAUUUUUAGCAACGCUUCUGUGGCUAAAUGUUGCUGUAUUUCAGCAUCUGCUUAUGCUGUGUUUCUCAUGUGGUGCAAAUGUGUAUUUAUGUACAAACAGUCAUCCAAACUUCAAUUGUCUAACCUCUUUUAGCAUUGUGCUCCACACUAGCUUUUUGUAUGUUAUUAUUAACACAAGGUGAGGAGAGGUCGGACACUUGUCACAUUUUUAUUAACAUGUUCCUGUCUGAAAAAGUGUUGUUCAGGUAACUUAUCAUUCAGCAGUGAUGGUACAAUGACACCACCUUCAGAUGACUGUGUUUAAAGAGGCAUUUCAUUUGUACGGCCGUGUUUAGUCUCUCAUUGUAUUGUUUCUGAAUGAAUGUUUGAUCUCACCAGCAAUACUGAGUCAGUACUGAGCUAACCAAACUAAACUCUGGAUUCCAGAUCACAUGAAAGCUAAUAUUACACGAUGUCAGAAAGGUUCAGGGAAAUAUUUACUUGGUACAUUUUCAUUCAAUGUUAAUGUGCCUUAUGAGAGAUUUAACUGAUAUCGAAACAUGAAUUUGUCUUUUUUAAUUUAUGCUAUUUAUUAUUCAAUACUGUCUGUACAAUUGAUGCUGUAAAGAGGUUUUUGUGCACUUUUUAUACUUUUAUAAUGUUUUUGAUAUUUUGUAUCUUAAUUUUCAUCACAUUUGUAUUUUAAUAAAAUUUUGUUUGUAAA
Molecule: messenger RNA, 2568 nt
Organism: Astyanax mexicanus (Mexican tetra)
Lineage: Eukaryota; Metazoa; Chordata; Actinopteri; Characiformes; Acestrorhamphidae
Gene: sinhcafl
Product: SIN3-HDAC complex associated factor, like
Exons: 6
Coding region: 138-815 (225 amino acids)
Biological process (GO): negative regulation of cell migration
Source: RefSeq, a predicted model, not a curated record